This is a messenger RNA of Arvicanthis niloticus (Nile rat), 940 nucleotides long. It is a transcript of the gene Prr15, whose product is annotated as proline rich 15. NCBI's taxonomy places the organism in Eukaryota, Metazoa, Chordata, Mammalia, Rodentia, Muridae. The record is from RefSeq and is a predicted model, not a curated record.
AGAUGUCUCAGCGCGUUCCCAGAGACGCUCAGGAAGGGCGAGUGCGCCGAGUCAGCAGCCCAGGUCCUGCCUAGCUGCGGCCAGAGAGCAGAGUGAACGGGAAGAAAGGACGCGCCCCAGAAUGUGAAACUCCCACCGGGAAAGACUGACUGGGCUCGCCCUGGGGCGGCGGAUCUGACAGCCACUGCCACUUGAGCGGACCCUGCUGCCAGCCCCAGGUUGUUCCCACAGUGCGCGAGAGUCAGGGGUUGUUGGGCGAGAUCAGCAACAACGAUUCCUGCAUCUCUCCUAGCCAGCGACAAGGGACAUCGCGACUAAGCUUCAGGCACCCCGAGACGCCCCUCUAGACAGCCCGCGCGGCGCCGCGCCGCAGUGGCCCUGGAAGUCCCUGCAGGACGCUCUCUUAACUGCCAUCCAGCAAGCCUGCGUGGGAGACACCUGGAAGGGCUGGAGUGAACAGUCUGAGACCACGGAAAAGAGAGCAGACGUCCUGGCCCAGGCCCUUCCCCACGCAGGGUGCCCGGGGUCUCCUGGCCUACGGGCCAUGGCGGACAGUGGCAGCUCCAGCCCCUGGUGGAAGUCGCUGACCAGGAAGAAAAGCAAGGAAGUCACGGUGGGGGCGCAGCCUCAGGUUCAGGUUCGGCCAGAGAUUGGCCAGGACCCCUCACCACCUUCCUCAGAUCGGACUAGCAGCUCGCAAGAAAAUCAGCACUCCAAUGUCCUUGGGGACACCGGCGAGCCCUUCAGGUCAGAUAAGUUGUGUGAGGAGAAAUCAGGCAACAGCCGGCGCAAUUUGAAGAUUUCACGCUCUGGCAGAUUUAAGGAGAAGAGGAAAAUGCGUGCCACACUGCUCCCUGAAGGAGACAGGUCCCCUGAGGAGGCUGACUUUCCAGAUGACUCCCAGGAGGACAAGGAGUAGCUGAACAAGCUUCCAGGAUUG